AUGAAUCACGGCGUGUGUCACGGCGUGUGUCACGGCGUGUGUCACGGCGUGUGUCACCGCCGCACUCCAGGGGCUACACUUACUUCCUCUGAAUCACGACGCCUCGAUACGUUCCCGUUGUUCCCGCCGCCGCUCACCGCUCUCGCUUGUUCUCCUCCGCAGAAGUAUCGAGCGGACAUGCCCGGCUCCAACAGUGCCUUUAUCCCCACCAUCAAUGCCAUCACCACCAGCCAGGACCUGCAGUGGAUGGUCCAGCCCACCGUGAUCACCUCCAUGUCCAACCCCUACUCCCGCUCGCACCCCUACAGCCAUCACCUCGGCAACGGCCCGGGCCUGCUGGGUCACAACGCGCUCGCCAGGCCCGGGGUCAUACGCUCCAUCGGGGACGCUCGGAGACGGAAGAGGGACGAGCAGCUCACUCCUGAAGAAGAAGAGAAAAGACGAGUGAGACGAGAGAGGAACAAACUCGCCGCCGCCAAAUGCCGCAACCGCCGACGGGAACUGACAGAGCUGCUGCAGGGGGAGACGGAGAAACUGGAGGAAGAGAAAGCCGACCUCCAGAAAGAGAUCGAGACGCUGCAGAAGGAGAAGGACAAGUUGGAGUUUAUGCUCGUGGCGCACAACCCGGUCUGCAAGCUGCCCCUGGAGGACCGCCCCCAGAGCAACGGCAACCACCCGCCCACGCACCACCACCACCACCCGGCCACGCACCACCACCCGCCCGCGCCCCAGCAGCAGUGCGCGCCCCUGCCCCUCACCAUGCGCCCCGCCAUGCCUCCUCGGGCCUCCCAGAACCCCGUGGUGGUCAAGCAAGAGCCCGAAGACGGAGAAAACAAGCACCUACCGCGCUCCGUCAUCAAACCCAUCUGCCUGGGCGCCAUGUACUGCUCCGACGGGGACAGCCUGAACACUCCGGUGGUGGUGGCCUCGACCCCAGCCCAGACCCCCAACACCAACCCCAGCCUCAUCUUCACGUACCCCAGCAUGAUGGAGCCGGAGAGCCCGUCGCCGUCGUCUGAGUCCUGCUCCAAGGCGCACCGGCGGAGCUCCAGCAGCGGGGAUCAAUCCUCAGACUCGCUCAACUCGCCCACUCUUUUAGCGCUCUAG
Molecule: messenger RNA, 1107 nt
Organism: Knipowitschia caucasica
Lineage: Eukaryota; Metazoa; Chordata; Actinopteri; Gobiiformes; Gobiidae
Source: the annotation of a GenBank genome assembly